UUUGAGACACUUCGAUACCGUCUGUCCUUCCUUAAAUCCAAAGCUGAGCUGCUCUCCAUGCUGGACAUGGGGACUCUCUACACCUUCAGGUAUCACGUGUGGCCCAAAGGUCACGCUCAUACCAACUAUGCCAAAUGGCGAACAGCCACCACCCCCUACAAGGUGGAGUGGGAGCCGGACUUUGAACCGUAUGUGGUGGUGAGACGAGACUGUCCGGAGUACGACCAGCGAUUUGUGGGCUUCGGCUGGAACAAGGUGUCGCACAUCAUGGAGCUGGAUGCACAGGAGUACGACCUGAUGGUCCUUCCCAACGCCUUCAUGAUCCACAUGCCUCACGCUCCGAGCUUUGACAUCUCUAAGUUCCGCUCCAGCUCCAGUUACCGCAACUGUCUGAACACUCUGAAGGAUGAGUUCCACCAGGACCUGUCCAGGAAGUACGGCUCGGCCGCUCUCAAGUACCUCACCGCCCAGAGGAACAUCUGA
Messenger RNA from Pleuronectes platessa (European plaice), 483 nucleotides. Its product is annotated as xylosyl- and glucuronyltransferase LARGE2s-like. Lineage: Eukaryota; Metazoa; Chordata; Actinopteri; Pleuronectiformes; Pleuronectidae. Gene Ontology annotation, biological process: protein O-linked glycosylation via mannose. Bases 58 to 483 code for a protein of 141 amino acids. Gene Ontology annotation, molecular function: xylosyltransferase activity; glucuronosyltransferase activity. The record is from RefSeq and is a predicted model, not a curated record. The transcript has 3 exons.